UUGGGAGCCGGUGGGUCGUCUGUGGUUGGAAACUAAACAAGCAUACCAGGUGCCAUCUUGUGGCACAGCCUACACGGCAGCCCCCAGUGGGCCUCAGCCUGAGCCCCCCACCAGCCUCAGUGGCCAUGUCGGCGGACGGGGGCGGGGACGCGUCGUCGGCGUCGGCCAUGUUCGAGGAGACGAGCGUGGACGACCCCGACUGGGUGCCGUAUUCCGACCGGGACGAGUGGCGGGACGUGACGCCGCUGCCGCAGGACGACGGGCCGCACCCGGUGGUGCGCAUCCUCUACUCGGAGCGCUUCUCCGACGUGCACGACUACUUCCGCGCCGUGCUGCGCUCGGGCGAGGUGUCCGGCCGCGCGCUGCGGCUGACGUCGGCGGCGCUGGAGCUGAACGCCGCCAACUACACCGUCUGGCACCACCGGCGCCACCUGCUGCUGGAGCUCGGCUGCCCGCUGCAGCCCGAGCUCGACUUCAUCCGGCGCAUGAUCGAGGACCACCCCAAGAACUACCAGGUGUGGCACCACCGGCGCGUGCUGGUGGAGCGGCGCGGCCGGCCGGGCGACGAGCGCCGCCUGACCGAGCUCGUGCUGGCGCAGGACCCCAAGAACUUCCACGCCUGGCAGUACCGCCAGUGGGCCGUGCGGCGCUUCGACCUGUUCGACGGCGAGCUGGAGUUCGCCGAGCGGCUCAUCGACGAGGACGUGCGCAACAACUCGGCCUGGAACCAGCGCUACUUCGUCGUCAACAACACGACCGGCUUCACGGCCGAGGCGGUGGCGCGCGAGGUCGCCUUCUGCCUGGGCGCGCUGCGCAAGGUCAAGAACAACGAGUCGGCCUGGAACUACCUGCGCGGCGUGCUGUUCCACGCGCCGGAGGGGCUGGCCGGCGCGUCGGACGUGACCGAAUUCUGCGACGGUCUCAUAGCGGCCGGCUGCCGCGCGCCGCAGCUGCUGGCGUUCGUGGUGGACGCCAGCGCCGAGGGCGCCGCCGCCGGCGACGAGGCGGCGCUGCAGCGCGCGCUGCGGCUCUGCGCCGAGCUGGCCGCCGAGCACGACACGAUACGUGAGCAGUACUGGCUGUACCGGCGGCGCGCGCUCGCCAGCAAACACGGCGUCGAGUAGAGGUUUGUCAGCCGGCUGGGAGCUGGCCGAGCUAGCGAGCGCCGGCCGGCCCGGACGGCAGCCGGGCCACCACCUGACGGCAUCGGCUCCGUCUGACCGCCGGACGCAGAGCCUCGCGUCGGCGCUGGCUUGACCCACGUGAUGGUCGGUCGGUGGCUGAUCUCUGGGCGUCUCAUGGUGACCGGUAGCGCCGCGAGCACGAGUGGAAGCGAUCAGCCACGUAUGGCGCGGACGUGAGAGCGGUCAGCCACAUGCGAUGCGGACGUGAGAGCGAUCAGCCGCGGUGGCGCGGACGUGAGAGCGGUCAGCCACAUGCGAUGCGGACGUGAGAGCGGUCAGCCGCGGGUGUUGCAGACGUGGGAGCGAUCAGCCAUAUGCGUUGCGGACGUGGGAGCGAUCAGCCACAUGCGAUGCGGACGUGAGAGCGAUCAGCCACAUGCGAUGCGGACGUGGUAGCGAUCAGCCGCGGGUGUUGCGGAUGUGGGAGCGAUCAGCCACUUGCGAUGCGAACAGGUUGGGUUGAAGCAGGAUGAGGCUCGUGGGAAUGGACGCGGCUUCGAUGUUUGGCGCUCGAUGUGCACUCGAUGCGACUCGCGCCAUGCUUGGUGACCUUAUUUGUGGAACUUUGGUAUGAAGCAUCGCCCGCAAUUUACGCAUACGCUGUGGGUGGUUUGGAACCUGGAAGGAGCAGAUGAAGCGCUUGUUGCGUAGUAGUUGCGCUUCCCCGGCUCUCUUGUUGAUACAUGACAGUGCGAUGAAUGCCGCGAUAACUGCACAGUCCUGCCCCACAACGCGUUAUAUUUGAAAAUAAAAAUCGAUUUAUGAUUGUA
Pollicipes pollicipes is the source of this 1954-nucleotide messenger RNA. RefSeq names its product protein farnesyltransferase/geranylgeranyltransferase type-1 subunit alpha. The record is from RefSeq and is a predicted model, not a curated record. Gene Ontology annotation, molecular function: protein farnesyltransferase activity; CAAX-protein geranylgeranyltransferase activity. The transcript has 2 exons. The coding region runs from base 126 to 1124 and encodes 332 amino acids. Lineage: Eukaryota; Metazoa; Arthropoda; Thecostraca; Pollicipedomorpha; Pollicipedidae. Gene Ontology annotation, biological process: protein farnesylation; protein geranylgeranylation. Gene Ontology annotation, cellular component: cytoplasm; protein farnesyltransferase complex; CAAX-protein geranylgeranyltransferase complex.